AUGUUCGACAAAGUGGUGACUCCAAGUGAUGUUGGAAAACUAAACCGGCUUGUGAUCCCAAAGCAACACGCAGAGAGAUACUUCCCAUUAGAUUCAUCAUCCAAUGAGAAAGGUUUGCUUUUAAACUUUGAAGAUCUAACAGGAAAAUCAUGGAGGUUUCGUUACUCUUACUGGAACAGUAGCCAAAGCUAUGUCAUGACUAAAGGUUGGAGUCGUUUUGUUAAAGACAAGAAGCUUGAUGCUGGAGAUAUUGUCUCUUUCCAAAGAUGUGUUGGAGAUUCAGGAAGUAACAGUCGUUUGUUUAUUGAUUGGAGGAAACGACCUAAAGUCCCUGAACAUCCUCACUUUGUUGCCGGAGCUAUGUUUCCUAGGUCAUUGGAUCAGAGGAAUGCUAAUCCGGCGAUGGUGGUUGACCCGUUGGUGAUUGAAUCUGUUCCGGUGAUGAUGCACGGAGGAGCUCGAGCUCAGACGGUUGUUGGAACAGCCGGGAAGAGGAUGAGGUUGUUUGGAGUUGAUAUGGAAUGUGGUGAGAUCGGAACUAUGACGAAUAGUACGGAGGAGGAAUCAUCAUCUUCCGGUGGGAGUUUGCCACGUGGCGGUGGUUCUUCGUCUUCCUCUUUGUUUCAGCUGAGGCUUGGAAGCAGUACUAGUGAAGAUGAUCACUUCACUAAGAAAGGAAAGUCUUCAUUGUCUUUUGAUUUGGAUCAAUAA
Molecule: messenger RNA, 711 nt
Organism: Arabis nemorensis
Lineage: Eukaryota; Viridiplantae; Streptophyta; Magnoliopsida; Brassicales; Brassicaceae
Source: the annotation of a GenBank genome assembly